Molecule: messenger RNA, 4013 nt
Organism: Ruditapes philippinarum (Manila clam)
Lineage: Eukaryota; Metazoa; Mollusca; Bivalvia; Venerida; Veneridae
Exons: 3
Coding region: 49-2115 (688 amino acids)
Source: RefSeq, a predicted model, not a curated record
GGCAGUAAGACAGGUUUGCUGUAAUCCAAAAAUUGAACAAGCAAAAGCAUGGGUUUCGAUAAAAGAGACGUGUGUUUAGCCAAAGACGUCCUUCAUUUUGUUAGAGAGAAAGUCAACAAUCGGGAUAAUUGCGUAUUCGAUGUACUUAUUGCAAGCAUAUGGCUUACAUUCCACUCUCUAGAUGGAAAUUUGUCAGGACCACACUUGAAGGACUUAAUAGUUCUAGAUAAGCAAAUACAAACAUUAAAUAGUGAUAGUGUUUAUGAAAAUAAUUCAACAGAGACUAAGAAUAAAAUAGUUGAUGAAAUAGUAAACACUGGUCAACAGGAUGACAAAAAUAAAAUACUUUACAACGAAGAUGCUGGUAGAAAUUUUGAUGAGAACUCUGAAGAUAAAAUUGGAGGAUUAAAAGACAAAAAGCCUGAAAGCAGUUUCCAUAAACAAGAUAUUCAAGAUAAUUUUAGGCCAGGUGUUCAACAGUUAAAUGUAGCCAAAGAAGCUAAUGAGAAAAAAGGUGAAAUUGUAAGUGUUGACACUGAUGAUGAUGAUGAUGUUAUCAUAAUUGAAAAUGAUGUUGUUACAAUUCAGAUUGAUGAUGAUUUUGAUGAGGAUACUGGCAAAAACAAAGAAUCAGUAGAUAAGCAUGACAUCAUAGAAUUAAAUGAUCUACCAUUUUACUCAGUUGAAGGUAAUGAGUCUGCUGAUUCAAACAAAGCAGAAGGUUUGAUGUAUGAUGAAGAACACGAACAUACUGAAAACAAGAAUAAUGCUUAUAAUAAAUGUAUUGACAGAAGAGAAUCUAAUGGAGCUUCUGGGUUAAAAAUUACAAACGUAAGAGGCAGUUUGAAAUUGUCCGAAUGCUCAGUGGACAUAAUAAGAGACUCAGAACAAAUUCAAGAUUGUCAAGAUGAUAUUGUUGUGUCUGAUGUUGCUGAUAAUGAGUUUCUAGGUCAAGAGCCUUCUGAAAAUGAAGAACAACAGGACAUUUAUAGAUCAAAAAGAUCAAAUAGCCGAUCAUUACAACUGACACCAGAAGCAGAUCAUAAAAUAGUGGCCACAGAGAAACCUACCGACCAGGCAAAACCAAUAAUGAUUAUGUCAAAUAUUUUCAAUAGGGAAACACAGUCUAGUCAGUGGUGUGAGGGUGAUAAUUUUGUUGUUACACCUCAAAACUAUGAAAUACUGUUGGAGAACGAUGCAGAUGAAAGCCUUUAUUAUUCUGAGAAUACUCAAUUUGAACCAGCUUCCCACUAUUCAGAUCAAAUGUGUAUCAGCCAGGACAAUUUGUGUUUUACUUUGAGUACAGAUGUACCAACUACAAGCUCGUUCUCUUAUCCUAGGUUUUCUUUUCUGACUGGUGCUACAUACUUACCUUCAGGUCAAAACUCUAGGAAUAUUGAAAAUAGAAGAGGAGAGUAUGUGUUAAGUGGGAAUGAUAUGGUUCAAGGAGAGCCCAGUAACUCUACAGAUAUGAAACAAACAUCUCUCUUAAUUGAUGGACCAAAAUCUAAAAAAGUAAAAGUAAUUCAUCCUUUUAAGUGUCCUCUGUCUGUCACAGGGAAUCAUUCUGUAAAAGGAGUUAAGUAUGUGAGAGGUUAUCAGUCUGUGAAAGGAAAUCAUUCGGUAAAAGGAAAUCAAUCAGUGAAACUGAAAGGAAACAAGUCUGUAAAAGGAAAUCAGACUGAGAAGAUAAAUGGAAACAAGUCUGUAGAACUGAAAGGAAAGCAGUCUGUGAAAGGAAAUCUGCAUGUGAAAGGUAUUCAGUCUAAAUCAAGAAACUUGUUGACAAAAAAAUCAUAUUCUGUUAAGACAACUCAAAGCACAAAUAAAUCACAGAAUACUAAAGGAAGUUGUAUUAAGGACAGAGGAGUGACAGCAAUGUCAUAUGUAGGAAAGGCUAAAGUGGUAAAAAAGACAAUGUUUAUUAAAGAAGAAAAUCUGAAAAGUUCAAAAAAUGCUAAGUUAGAGGAGGAAAAAACAAGGCUUACUCGUUUAAGAAGUUUGAGACAGUAUGAUUUCAAAUCAUUAGACAAAACAAAUACAGAAGACAUCAAAGAUGUAAAGCAGGCAUAUAAGGCAACCAAGAUGAAAAAACAAUGUUUAAGAAAGAGAUAAUUCUGAAGAGUUAGAACAAUUUUUGCUGUAUAUUGAGUGACAGUGAUGAAUAAGCUGGUCAAGUGUAAAAAGCAUGUUUAUGGGUAGGGUAAAUGUUGUCAUCAAUGUUGACAGUCUAUAUGAACUACGUAAAUAACUGAGGUAUACGGAGUGAAAAACUCAGGUUGUUUCGCUUAUCUUUGAGUAAAAUGGAUAUCUCUAAUGCUAAAACAAUACAAAUUUUGCAAAUUUCAAACCGCUAGUUUGGGGUGAUAUAAUGUCCGAUUUUUAGCUCACCUGAGGACAAUGUCCUGAAGGUGAGCUUUUGUGAUGGCCCAUUCGUCCAUUGGUCUGCUAUUCUUGUCCGGGGCAUAAUUUUGAAACAAUAAGAGGUAUCAACAUGAAACUUUGUAGGUAGAUAGAUGUCAUUGAGUAGAAGUGCAGUGCAAAAGAACCAUUACUCUGUCUUACCUAAUUUUGGAGUUAUUGCUCUUUGCUCAUUUUUACACUUUGAUCUUUGUCCGGGACAUAACUCUAAAACUACAAGAGAUAUCAACAUGAAACUUUGUAGGUAGUUAGAUCUCAUUAGGCAAAAGAACCAUAACUCUUUUUUGCUUAAUUUUGGUGUUCAUUUUAACACUUUGAACUUUUUUUGUGACAUAAUUCUGACACUACAAGAAGUAUACCUUCCUGUGUCCAAAACCUAUUUGGGGAGCAUCAUCCGGUUCAACCGGUUCUUGUUUGAUGUUAACCAGCAGUCCAUCAAAAGCUAUAGAAGAUAAUAUUUGGGAUUUUGGUUAUUCUGAUUUUUCUUUCCUUCAUGUUUCUAAUUGAUUAAACAGUGAAGUGAAUAUUUUUUUUUGUUAUUGUCCCCACGCCUUUUCGAAGAAAAAAGGGGGAUAAAGAAAUAGGCUCUGUCCAUCUGUCCGAACCCAGAGGUACAUUUUAUUUGUACUAGUGUGACUUGGAGAACAAUGGGUAACAGUAAAUUCUCUUUGAUCCUAUUCAUUCAGUUUUUAUUUGUGUGUCUUUUUUUAGCUCACCUGAGCUUGCUCAGGGUGAGCUUUUAGGAUCGGUGAAUGUCCACCGUACGUCGUACGUCCACAAUUGCUUGUGAACACUCUAGCGGUCGCAUUUUUGCCUCAAUCAUCAUCAAACUUGGUCAGGAUGCUUAUCUAGUUGAAAGCUCGGAUGAGUUCGAACAUGGCUCAUCUUGGAUGAGUUCGAACAUGGCUCAUCUCGGAUGAAAAACUAGGUCACAAGAGCUAAAAAUAGAAAACCUUGUGAACACUCUAGAGGUCACAUUUUUGACCCAAUCAUCAUCAAACUUGGUCAGGAUGUUUGUCUAGGUGAUAGCUCGGAUGAGUUCGAAUAUGGGUCAUCUCGGAUGAAAAAGUAGGUCACAGGAGCUAUAAAUAGAAAAACCUUGUGAACGCUCUAGUGGUCACAUUUUUGAACCAAUCAUCAUCAAACUUGGUCAGAAUGUUUGUCUAGUCAAUUGCUUGGAUGAGUUCGAACAUGGGUCAUCUCUGAUGAAAAACUAGGUCACAGGAGCUAAAAAUAGAAAAACCUUGUGAACACUCUAGUGGUCACAUUUUUGACCCAAUCAUCAUCAAACUUUGUCAGGAUGCUUGUUUAGAUAAUAGCUCGGAGGAGUUCGAAUAUGGGUCAUCUCGGAUGAAAAACUAGGUCACUGGAGCUAUAAAUAGAAAAACCUUGUUAACACUCUAGCGGUCACAUUUUUGCAUCAAUCAUCAUCAAACUUGGUCAGGAUGCUUAUCUAGUUGAUAGCUUGAAUGAGUUCGAACAUGGGUCAUCUCGGAUGAAAAAGUAGGUCACUGGAGCUAAAAAUAGAAAAACCUUGUUAACACUCUAGCGGUCACAUUUUUGCAUCAAUCAUCAUCAAACUUGGUCAAGAU